Molecule: messenger RNA, 5775 nt
Organism: Hemiscyllium ocellatum (epaulette shark)
Lineage: Eukaryota; Metazoa; Chordata; Chondrichthyes; Orectolobiformes; Hemiscylliidae
Gene: fmn2b
Product: formin 2b
Exons: 19
Coding region: 1-4758 (1585 amino acids)
Biological process (GO): intracellular transport
Cellular component (GO): endoplasmic reticulum membrane; cytoplasm; nucleus
Source: RefSeq, a predicted model, not a curated record
AUGAAAGCCAUUCACACGAUUGAGAAGCUGACAGACAACAUCACGGAGAAGUGCUUCCUGCCUUGUGUGGGGAAGGCGGCCGAGCUGCUAGCUCACAGACCAGGCAAGGGGGCGAGCUGCACUGAGCAUGUCUCAGAGGAGGGGACCACAUUAUGCAAAGAGACUGCAACAGCAGAUGGGAGAAUCUCCAGCACUGAGCUCGCGUUUGUUCUCUCCGCAUCCCCGGGCGCAGCAGCAGCAGAUGCUGGAGGCUGCAGGCGGGACAUUGGCCAUGGCUUAAGGGCGAAGGGCUGCUGGCCAUUCGCUAACAUGGGCAACCAGGACGGCAAGCUGAGGAAGGCGGCUGCGGCGGGAGCUGGGGAUGGCCAGGAAUGGGCGGAGGAUGCUCUCCCACGGGAUGCUGCGGAGAGCGCCAAGGGCAGGAAAUCUCACUCCAAGCACGGCAAGGGGGGCGAGGGCAGGAAGAAGAAAUCCGAGUCCUCCCGCUCGGUCUUCUCCAUCAGGAAGAGAAAAGCCCCGGCGCGGGGUAAAAAUGAGGCCUGCGGCUCCCGGGAUGAUGCUGAUGCUGAGGGGCUGGCCAGGCGGGCCCUUGCGUGCGAGGAGCUGGACAGCGUCCACUCGGCCACAAAGACUCCGGACAUCAGCAUCUCGGCGGAUGAUGAAGGGGGGCUGACCGACACCGAGGCCGAGCAGCUGGACAUCCGAGCCGGGGAGAGCUUGCGGGCCGGCUCCGUGCUCCGGGACGCCGGGCAGCGCGGGCUGCUGAGCUCCAGCUCGGACACGGACGGCUACAGCUUCCACUCGGCGGCGGAACACGAGGACCUGCUGUCGGACAUCCAGCACGCCAUCGGGCUGCAGCUCAGCCCCUUCCCGGCGGAGAGGCAGCCCCCGCGGGGGCUGGAGGAACCAUCAGAGGCUGUUGCUAGUCCGCGCCCAGGUGGAGAGGAUGCCGCCGCCAGGGGGCGUGGCUCUUCCCCAGGGCUCUCCCCUGUUCAGAGCCUGGGGGGAGAUGCAGAGAGGCAGAGGGGGGUUUCCAUGGAAACUGCUUCCGAGGUACCGGCAGCUCCUGCCUCCAUCAAUGGAGUGGAGCAUCUUCCAGCCUGCCCCACAGAUGGGUCCACUUCAGCCUUGACAGAUGCUGAUCAGAGCGAGCUGCAGGAGGAGGACGGGGGCGACCUGAUGCCAUCUGAUGCUGAAGUCUUCCUUGAUGCCGUCCAUAGUGCCCGCCGCAUCCUCUUCCCCACCCCGAACACUGACCCACUCCGGCAGCACAAACCCUUCCCGGGCUCAUCACCGGCCGUGGUCAGGCCAUACCCACCAGUUAAUGCCAUCUUCGUGAGGACCACCACCAGGCAACUGAGCUCCCCAAGCCAUUCGCCCUCAGCGUCCCCAUCGCAGAGUCCCCUGUUCCAGAGGCGGCGCCGAGGUGCUGACCUGAAGCGGAGCAGCGGACAGCGCCGGCAGCAGAGGCUGCCCAGCACCAGGGGUUCACUCAGCCGCUCCGCUGACUGGACUGAGGAGGUGAAACCACGCAGGGAAGGGGCUAUCAAGAAGGCAGGCUCCGUGGAUACUUUACAACAGUCCGAAUCCCCUGCAACUCCAUUUGUGGGACCUGUAAAGAGACCUUCUCUCUCUGCCAGCAGCUACCCUGAGAUCUUCACUGGGAGAACCUUGUUGGAGAAGCUUUUUGGACAGCAGGAGAAAGUGCAGCUUGAUGGUGAGCAUGAAGCAGAGAAACUUUGCUCUCGUAUUCUGGCCAUGGGUUUGCUCCUUCCAUUCGGGGACUGCUUCAGGGAACAAUUUUGUGGAGAUAUGCCACCACCCGCCACCAAGUUUGAUCAAGACAAGCUGUACACGUGGGCAGCAGUCAGCCAACCGACCCAGUCACGAGACCACGUGGAAGGUCGCAUCCCUGGGAAAAUUCAGGCUGUGUGGCCACCUGCCAAGCCCUGGACAGAGGGAAACCUGAAGUCUGCAGAAACUGUGAAUGAUUCUAAAUGCUGUUGCCAGUUUGUGUUGACUCAGGACAACUGCUGUCUUGUUACAGAGAAUCACGAUGCUGUUCUAAGUUUGAAGAGAAUACAGAAAGAGGAACUACGCACUAUACAAAAAGAUAAUGAAGAAAAAGCACCAGAAUUGAAGGAGGAGCAGGUUGCUGUUAUCCAGAAACUUGAGCUCACAAUUGAACAGCUGAGGACCAAAAUAGCUGAACUGGAGAAGCAUUCUGCUUUGUUAGACCAGGAGAGGACUCUAAAGGACCAUGGAUCUGCUAGUGAGGAUGUAGUCUCAACAAUUGCUUCUGGCGUUUGUCCUCAAACAGAUGCGCAGAAUUUUCUUCUGCACAACUCUCAAACUUUCUACGUUGAUGCUAAAUCUGUACAGACUUCUCCUGCUGAAGAAUAUACAACUGAUCAAGUGCCUUUAUUUGAUAGCCAGUCAUCACAACCUCCAAGUCUAGACUGUAGGGUUUCUUUGUCUCAGGAUCAUUCUGUAUCUGGAGCUCUCUCACCGCCAAAAGCUCCAACGUAUCCACACAGUACUUUGUCACAACAGUUGGUGCCUCCUUCAAGUGAAACAUCCAUUUCAGUGUCUACUCCAUUGGUUCAAAACAGCGCAGUGUUUUCACAGCAGUUUAUAUCCAAUCAAGGCUCUCUGUCUCUGUCUGACAGUGAAACUCUGCUAUCAUCACCGUCUGAUAGCUCGACUCUGCCUGCCCCGAUCAGUUGUGAGCUUCCACCUUCACUACCAGAACCUGAAACUCUUCCCCCUCCUCCUCUGCCAGGGUCAGCUUUACCCACACCCCCUCCACUACCCCCUUCUCCUCUCCGAGGAUCGGUGUUACCCCCUCCUCCACCCCCUCUGCCGGGGUCAGCCUUACCUGCUCCCCCUCCUCCACCCCCUCUCCCAGGCUCGGACUUACCAUCUCCCCCACCACCUCCCCCUCUGCCUGGAUCUGCGUUACCCAUUCCCCCGCCCCCUCCACCUCUACUGGAGUCUGCCUUACCUAUUCCCCCGCCCCCUCCCCCUCUACCAGGGUCUGCGUUACCCAUUCCCCCGCCCCCUCCCCCUCUACCGGGGUCUGCAUUACCCAUUCCUCCACCUCCCCCACCUCUGCCAGGGUCUCUGUUACCUGCACCCCCUCCCCCACCCCCUCUCCCAGGGUCUGCGCUACCUAUUCCUCCUCCCCCACCCCCUCUCCCGGGGUCAGUGCUGCCCACUCCUCCUCCCCCACCCCCUCUCCCAGGGUCUGCGCCGCUCCCUCCCCCUCCUCCUCCUCCCUUGCCUGGAUCCACGGCCCCUCCUCCCCCUCCCCCUCCCCCAGCACCAUCCUUCCCUCCGCCAGGCUGUGGUUUCCUCCCGCCGCCUCUUCCGGCCGGAAUUUUUGCACUGGGAAUGACUAAAGAUAAAUUGCCAAGGAAAGUUCCAGUUGAUCCAACUCGCCCAAUGAAGCCUCUCUAUUGGUCAAGAAUUCAGCUUAGUAACAAAAGGGAAACGGAAACCUUGCCAAUUUGGGCAGCACUCGAAGAGCCCUCCAUUAAUAUCCAGGAGCUGGAAAACUACUUUUCAAAAUCAGCUGUCAAGGAGAGGAAGAAGCCGAUUUUGGAUACCUACAGCAAAACAAAAACCAAACAGGUGGUGAAACUUCUGAGCAACAAAAGGUCACAAGCUGUUGGCAUUUUAAUGUCGAGUCUUCACUUGGAAAUGAAGGAUAUCCAGAAUGCUGUUCUGAACUUGGACAAUUCUGUGGUUGACCUGGAGACCCUUGAAGCCUUGUAUGAGAAUAGAGCACAGCAAGAAGAGUUGGAGAAAAUUGAAAAGCACAUCCAAAAGUCAUCUAAGGAUAAUGCCAAGCCCUUGGACAAGCCUGAGCAGUUUCUGUAUGAGCUGGCUCAAAUUGAAAAUUUCUCCGAACGAGUGUUUUGUAUCCUUUUCCAGUCCACUUUCCUGGAAAGUAUUGCUGCAAUUAACCGUAAGCUGGAAAUAAUGGAUAACUUAUGCAAGACACUCCAAACAAGUGCCAGUGUAAAGCAGGUGCUGGGUCUGAUUCUUGCUUUCGGAAACUAUAUGAAUGGUGGGAACAGAAGUCGUGGCCAAGCAGAUGGUUUUGGCUUAGAGAUCCUUCCAAAGCUCCGAGAUGUGAAGAGCAGUGAUAACAGCAUUAAUCUCCUGUUCUAUCUGGUUUCCUAUUAUUUGCGUAAUUUUGACAAGGAUGCAGGUACAGAACAAAGUGUCUUCCCCAUGCCAGAACCACAGGACUUGUUUCAAGCUUCCCAAAUGAAAUUUGAAGAUUUUGAAAAGGACCUCCGUAAACAGAAAAAGGAUUUGAAAGUUUGCGAGACAAAAAUGGAAACAGUCUGCCGUCUUUCACCAGAAGCACAUCUACAGCCUUUUAAAGACAAAAUGGAAGAAUUCAUUAAUCAAGCAAAGAUUGAUCAAGAGACUCAGGAAGCUUUCCUGUCGAGAACUCACAAAAGCUUCUUGGACACAGCAGCAUAUUUUAGCAUGAAGCCAAAGUCUGGAGAUAAAGAAGUCACUCCAAAUCACUUAUUUACCCUGUGGUAUGAGUUUUGCUCAGACUUCAAAGAUUACUGGAGAAAGGAAAGCAAAGUUAUUCUUAAGGAAAAGAUCAAAGAAGCAGAAGCACACGUACAUAGUCAAAAGAAAGAAAGGUCUUACUCUGUCAAGGAAAAAGUCAAAACUGGGAUGAAAGCAAAAGUGACCAUGAAAGACAAGCGCGUUAAUGAAACUUAUCCUUAGAAAUUAAAGAGUAGAUACGUAACAGCUUUCCCUUCAACUUUUCUGUUUGUACCCAUGUAACAGCACAUAUCAUACUCUUUUAUGUCCAUUACAUAGAGGAGAUGUUGUAACUUACAAUUUUAUUGAUGAUGUUCAGCCAUAUUACUGUACUACUCUUUACAUCUGUUAUUUAAAGGGCAUCUCAUUCACUGACUGCGUGCUCAAGAGAGAAGCAAAAUCUUCUGGGAAGUGUUUCAGAGUAAACUUCGGACCUGAGGGGAUGCUGGAAUUUUCAGGUCUUUAAUCAGUAGCUAAUGAGCUGAUGACUUGUUGAUGAGGACAACACAAUCAGUGAUUGAAGUUGUUUGAUCCUUCCACUGGUAAUGUGUAUUUUACAUAAAAUAUAUAUAUAUAUCUAUAUUCCAGAACAGAAUCGUUUGGACAAAUUCUGAAUUUUUGUCCAAAUGGGUAAACAUUAACAAUGCAUGAGAAAUAGAACAGUUAUUUUCUUAAAUAAUACUUUAUAACCCCUGACUUGCUGUACUCAACAAGGUAUGAGCAUGGGCAAAUUUCAUCAUGAAGGGAUAAUCAACUCAAUUAAAAGCUGCAAAUAUUUUGAAUUUGGUUAGGAUGAGCUGUGAAGGAGAUUACAGGUUGCCUGUGGUAGACAUUUCCUAAUAUUAAGGUGGAGCUUUGUCUGCUGGGGGUGUUUUUGGCACUGAAAUGCACUACUGUUCAGCUUUUACUAGGAUUAAGUUCUAAAGCUAUUAUAAUAACAUUUAUCUGUACACCUCAUAGUUUUUUGUGUUUUUAAUGUAAAUUUGGUGUCUUACUGCUGUUCAUAAGACAAGAUAUUAAAUUAUUUAAAUGUAGGUAUAUAACAGCAUGUCGACUUUAGAUUCUAUUGUGUCAGGAUAACUUAUAUUUGUAUAAUGCUGUAAGUUGACAAUAGUCUGUUAAAAUCGCCAAGUGCAAUACUGUAUUUAGUAUUUCUAUUUGGAGUUUCUUUCCACAACUGUUAAUUUAUAUAAAAUGUAC